AUAUGCAUUGCCCCAACACGGAUGACAAGAAGAGAAUAUACCUCACAAAGGAGGGAGAGUUUAAAGGUGUCGCAGAAUGGAUCCUGGAAACAGAUGGAACAGCACUGAUGAAAGUGCUCGGUCAGCGGGGUGUUGAUCCGAUCCGGACAACCAGUAACGACAUUGUCGACGUCUUUGCUACUCUUGGCAUUGAGGCAGGGAGAAAGUCAAUUGAGAGAGAGAUGAACCAUGUCAUUUCCUUUGACGGAUCGUAUGUCAACUACCGUCACUUGGCCUUGUUGUGCGAUGUGAUGACUGCCAAAGGUCACUUGAUGGCUAUCACCAGUCACGGCAUCCUUCCAUCGCAAUGCAUUGAGACGGUUUGUAAAGUCAUCAAUCUUUAUUGUGAUGUCAUCAAUCUCUAUUGUGAUGUCAUCAAUCUCUAUUGUGAUGUCAUCAAUUUCACUGUCAUCGACACUUAAUUUGCUAUUCAAAGAACUGUUUGUAAAUAACAAAUUAAAGCAUAAUUACUCUAGAAAAAUGUGAAUAUUAGUAA
Molecule: messenger RNA, 535 nt
Organism: Mizuhopecten yessoensis (Yesso scallop)
Lineage: Eukaryota; Metazoa; Mollusca; Bivalvia; Pectinida; Pectinidae
Product: DNA-directed RNA polymerase II subunit RPB1-like
Exons: 2
Coding region: 3-461 (152 amino acids)
Biological process (GO): DNA-templated transcription
Cellular component (GO): RNA polymerase II, core complex
Molecular function (GO): DNA binding
Source: RefSeq, a predicted model, not a curated record